Messenger RNA from Lolium rigidum, 1518 nucleotides. Its product is annotated as 4-hydroxyphenylacetaldehyde oxime monooxygenase-like. NCBI's taxonomy places the organism in Eukaryota, Viridiplantae, Streptophyta, Magnoliopsida, Poales, Poaceae. The coding region runs from base 1 to 1518 and encodes 505 amino acids. The record is from RefSeq and is a predicted model, not a curated record. The transcript has 2 exons. Gene Ontology annotation, molecular function: monooxygenase activity; heme binding; oxidoreductase activity, acting on paired donors, with incorporation or reduction of molecular oxygen.
AUGGCCAUGCUCCAGCUCCUCAUCCAACAAUGGACGCUCUUCCCCUGCCUCAUGGUGUCUGUCCCAUUCUUGCUUCUGCUAGCGAGGAGGUCAUUCGCUGGGAAAGGGCUAAAGCUGCCGCCUGGCCCAGCGCGGCUGCCAGUGAUUGGUAACCUGCACCAGCUAGCAGGCCCUCUGCAGCAUAGGACCCUAGCGGAGCUGGCGCGGCGGUAUGGCCCUGUGAUGCUGCUGCAGCUGGGCGCAACACCGACGUUGGUGGUGUCCUCGGCGUCGGCGGCGCGUGAGGUUUUGAAGACGCACGACUUGGACUGCUGCACCCGGCCGGCAAUGCCGGGGCCGAAACGGCUGUCGUAUGGGUUCAAGGACGUGACGUUCGCGCCUUACGGCGAGCAGUGGCGCGAGCGGCGCAAGCUCUUCAUCACGGAGCUCCUCAGCAUGCGCCGCGUCAAGGCCGCAUGGGGCGCGCGCCAGGUGCAGGUAGAUAAGCUAAUGGCCAGCUUGAUCCCCAAUAAGCCGGUGGUCCUAGGUGAGCACAUCUACGGCCUCGUCAACGGCAUCAUCGGCACCGUGGCGUUCGGCAGCAUCUACGGCGUAGAGAUGGUGGCGCACAAGACACAGUUCCAUCGCGUGCUCGACGAGGCCUUGGACUUGCAAGCCACUUUCUCGGCCGAGGACUUCUUCCCAAACGCGGCCGGCCGCCUGGUCGACCGCCUUACCGGCCUCGUCGCCAGCCGUGAUCGGCUCUUUGCAAACAUCGACGCUUUCUUUGAGAUGGUCAUCGAGCACCAUCUGAACCCCAAGAGGGAGGGCAGCGAUCUCGUCGACGUCUUGAUCAGCUUCUCCAAGGAGCAGCCUGACUUCACCAGGGACCAUGUCAAGGCUAUCAUCAUGGACACGUUUGUGGGAGGUGUCAACACGAGCUCGGUGACCAUCAUGUGGGCGAUGUCCGAGCUGAUCCGGAACCCCCUGGUGCUAAAGAAAGUGCAGGAGGAGAUCAGAAUGGUGGCAGGAGGCAACGACAGGGUGCAGCCAGAGGACAUGCCCAAGCUAAGCUACCUCAAGAUGGUGGUGAAGGAGACCUUGCGGUUGUACCCCUCGGUGCCGUUGUUGCUGCCGCGGGAAACGAUGAGGCACAUCAAGAUCGGAGGCUACGACGUGCCUGCCAAAACGAGGGUGUUGGUGAACGCGUGGGCCAUCGGGAGGGACCCGGCGAGCUGGGGCGAGGAUGCCGGAGAGUUCAACCCGGACAGGUUCGUGGACAAGGAGGUGAAUCUACAGGGCACGCACUUCCAGCUGCUUCCGUUCGGGGCCGGGCAGCGGAUGUGCCCGGGCAUUGCGAUGGCGCUCACCAACGUGGAGUUCACGCUGGCCAACUUGCUGUGCGGAUUCCAGUGGGAGCUGCCGGAGGGGACCAAGGCUGAGGAUGUGAGCAUGGAGGAGGUUGGCCUCCUCACAUUCCACCGCAAGACGCCGCUCGUGCUCGUGCCCACCGUCUACCACCCUGAGCGCCAACAGUAG